Molecule: messenger RNA, 1533 nt
Organism: Populus trichocarpa (black cottonwood)
Lineage: Eukaryota; Viridiplantae; Streptophyta; Magnoliopsida; Malpighiales; Salicaceae
Product: phenolic glucoside malonyltransferase 1
Source: RefSeq, a predicted model, not a curated record
AUGGCUCAUGUCAACUCACCCCACCCUCCGAAUCACCGGAUUCAGCCGUUGAAGUAUCUCUCCCUCACUUUUUUCGACAUUUUUUGGCUUAAAUUUGACCCAGUUGAGCGCAUCUUCUCCUAUGAGCUCACUGAUUUAACCCCUACUAUGUUCAACACAGAAAUCCUUCCCAAACUUAAACACUCCCUCUCUCUUACUCUCCUCCGCUUCCUCCCUCUUGCUGGCAAACUUACUUGGCCUUCACAUGUCGCCAAACCCAUCAUUCUAUACACUCCUAAAGAUGGCGUUUCAUUGACAGUUGCGGAGUCCAAUAAUAGUGCUGACUUUGAUGAUCUCUCAAGCAAUGAAAUGCAUGAUGCUUUUCUGUCACACCCUUAUGUGCCCAAAUUAUCAACUUCUGAUGUUAAAGUAUCUAUCAUUGCUUUGCAGAUCACUUUGUUCCCAAAUAAAGGGUUUAGCAUUGGUUGCACCACUCACCACGCUGUUCUUGAUGGGAAAUCCUCGAUCUUGUUCAUGAAGGCAUGGGCUCACAUAUGCAAGCAUAAUUCAUGUUUGUUGCCGACUGAGUUAAUCCCUUUUUUUGAUAGAACAGUUGUUCAAGAUCCAGAGGGGAUUGACAUUGAAUACAAAAUGAUCACUCCUAUUGAAUACUUGAACAACUGGUCAAGCAUUAAUCAGGCAGGUGGAGGUUCAGAUUCCAAUGCUAGAAGCUUGAAACCAUUUCCAUCUAAAGAAGUUCCACCAAACUCGGUACGAGCAACAUUCAAGUUUUCCCGAGAAGACAUAAAGAAAUUGAGGAAAAGGAUCCUCUCUCAACUUGACAAGGUCUCUGAUAAAAAAGACACAGAAGCAAUCCAUUUAUCAAGUUUUGCGAUCACACUUUCUUAUGCAUUAGUUUGCCUUGUGAAAGCUAGAGGCCUAAAAAGUGACGAAAAGAUUAAGUUUGGAAUUGCAGCAGACUGUAGGGCACGUGUGGAUCCUCCGAUACCUACAAAUUAUUUUGGCAAUUGUGUUCUUCUUUAUGUUGCUGUUUUAGCAGGAUCUGCAAUGCAAGAUGAUGGGUUUGUCUUCGUUGCACAAAAGGUUAGUGAGGUGAUCAAAGGGAUAGAGAAAGCAGCUCUUGAAGGAGCGAAGGAGAAGGUUAAAAAGCUUAUGGCCAUCGAGCCAGCUGCAAUACCGGUUGGGGUUGCUGGGUCAGCCCGAUUCGAGGUUUAUGGGGUAGAUUUCGGGUGGGGGAGGCCAAAGAACGUGGAGGUUACCAGCAUAGAUAGGACUGGAGCUGUUUCUAUGGCAGAGAGCAAAAGUGAAAGUGGUGGCGUUGAGAUUGGAUUGGUUCUGAAGAAAGAAGUGAUGGAGAUAUUUGAGAAUUUGUUUGUUAGUGGCCUUAAACAUGUUUAAGGUACACUAAUUAGCUUUUUUACUAGUCUUGAGUCUGAUUAGAUUUGCAUUCUGUCUUUAUUAUUUUUCCUAACUGCUUUUUGUUGAAUUCUCUAUUGUGUUUGUUGUUUUGGAGUUUUACUCUUUUCUUUCAAA